AUUCAACUUCCAUCCGCUCCUUCGACACCCAAGCCAAAGACAAAAGACAAGUCAGACAUCGAAUCGACCUACCGAUACCCUAACUACUACUUUGACAGCCAAAAAAUACCGAAACAGGCCGGAUCCGACCAGUAUUUCUCCAAACGUGUCUCAGAAACAAUGAGAUUCACUAUCACCUCUAUUCUCACACUUGUCGCAGUUGCAUUCGCAGCGACUAUGCCUCAGAAAGCCGUCAUCAUUUCAUAUCCCGAUAACACGCCAACAAAUGUAAUUGAUGACGCUAUGGCUGCGAUCAAGGCUGCUGGAGGAAUGAUCACACACGAAUACAAGCUUAUCAAGGGAUUUGCGGCAAAAGCACCAGCAAAGGCUCUAGAGGCUGUCCAAAUCGCUGGCAAUGACUGGCACGCGGUCAUCGAGGAAGAUCAGAUGGUUUCGGUCAAUGGCGGAUUGUAA
Messenger RNA from Cadophora gregata, 453 nucleotides. RefSeq lists its product as uncharacterized. The record is from RefSeq and is a predicted model, not a curated record. NCBI's taxonomy places the organism in Eukaryota, Fungi, Ascomycota, Leotiomycetes, Helotiales, Ploettnerulaceae. Gene Ontology annotation, biological process: vacuole fusion, non-autophagic. The coding region runs from base 160 to 453 and encodes 97 amino acids. The transcript has 2 exons. Gene Ontology annotation, molecular function: endopeptidase inhibitor activity.